Messenger RNA from Paramecium primaurelia, 5810 nucleotides. The record is from the annotation of a GenBank genome assembly. NCBI's taxonomy places the organism in Eukaryota, Ciliophora, Oligohymenophorea, Peniculida, Parameciidae.
AUGGCAAAGAACUCAGUUACAAUAUUUUUAUGCUUAUUAAUUUUGACGAGCCAUUGCAGCCUAAAAGAUUUGGUUGAUAAUCCUCAACAAUAUAAGGAUAGAAGAAAAAAGUUGUGAUAAUUGUAUUAUUUUAGCAAUUUGAGAUCAAAUACCAAUAAGGAGAAUUUUUUGCAGUUUGAUUAAUAUUAAAGAAGCUUUCUAAUUUCUGAGAACGUCCUUAAUGUGAAUGAAAAUUAGGUAUAAAUCACAAAAGAAAAAUUAUUUGCUAACUAAGAAGCUAUUAAAAAAUAAGGAAACACUAGAGAAAAUAACGAAGAUAGAUAAUAUUAGGUUGAUAAUGAAAUCGACAAUUAGGUGGAAUAAACAUAGUCAUUAAAUAAUAAUAGUAAAAUUGAUAAAUCAAAAUAAUAAUAAUAAUACUUAAAGUAGGAAAAUCAAGCUUAAGAAUAAGAAAACAUUUAAGACUAAACUUUACAUAUUAGAUAACACGAUAGCGAACAUGAUAUUAAAAGAAUAAAUAAUAACUAUGUGAUGUAAGAUUAGUAAGAUGGGGAAUAAGAUAAUAAUCAGGAAGAGUAAAACCCAGCAGAAGAAACAAAAGAAGAGCCACCUGCUGAAGAGAACAAAGAAGAACCACCUGGUGAAGAAACUAAAGAAGAGCCACCAGCAGAAGAAACUAAAGAAGAUCCACCAGCUGAAGAAAAUAAAGAAGAGCCACCUGCAGAAGAAACUAAAGAAGAGCUACCAGCAGAAGAAACUAAAGAAGAUCCACCAGCUGAAGAAAAUAAAGAAGAGCCACCUGCAGAAGAAACUAAAGAAGAGAUACCAGCAGAAGAAACUAAAGAAGAUCCACCAGCUGAAGAAAAUAAAGAAGAGCCACCUGCAGAAGAAACUAAAGAAGAGCUACCAGCAGAAGAAACUAAAGAAGAUCCACCAGCUGAAGAAAAUAAAGAAGAGCCACCUGCAGAAGAAACUAAAGAAGAGCUACCAGCAGAAGAAACUAAAGAAGAUCCACCAGCUGAAGAAAAUAAAGAAGAGCCACCUGCAGAAGAAACUAAAGAAGAGCUACCAGCAGAAGAAACUAAAGAAGAUCCACCAGCUGAAGAAAAUAAAGAAGAGCCACCUGCAGAAGAAACUAAAGAAGAGCUACCAGCAGAAGAAACUAAAGAAGAUCCACCAGCUGAAGAAAAUAAAGAAGAGCCACCUGCAGAAGAAACUAAAGAAGAGCUACCAGCAGAAGAAACUAAAGAAGAUCCACCAGCUGAAGAAAAUAAAGAAGAGCCACCUGCAGAAGAAACUAAAGAAGAGCUACCAGCAGAAGAAACUAAAGAAGAUCCACCAGCUGAAGAAAAUAAAGAAGAGCCACCUGCAGAAGAAACUAAAGAAGAGCUACCAGCAGAAGAAACUAAAGAAGAUCCACCAGCUGAAGAAAAUAAAGAAGAGCCACCUGCAGAAGAAACUAAAGAAGAGAUACCAGCAGAAGAAACUAAAGAAGAUCCACCAGCUGAAGAAACAAAAGAAGAGCCACCUGCAGAAGAGAGUAAAGAGGAACCACCCGCUGAAGAAACUAAAGAAGAGCCCCCUGCUGAGGAAACUAAAGAGGAACCACCCGCUGAAGAAACAAAAGAAGAACCACCAGCUGAAGAAAAUAAAGAAGAGCCACCAGCAGAAGAAACUAAAGAAGAGCUACCAGCAGAAGAAACUAAAGAAGAUCCACCAGCUGAAGAAAAUAAAGAAGAGCCACCUGCAGAAGAAACUAAAGAAGAGAUACCAGCAGAAGAAACUAAAGAAGAUCCACCAGCUGAAGAAACAAAAGAAGAGCCACCUGCUGAAGAGAGUAAAGAGGAACCACCCGCUGAAGAAACUAAAGAAGAGCCACCUGCUGAAGAAACAAAAGAAGAACCACCUGCUGAAGAAAAUAAAGAAGAGCCACCUGCUGAAGAAACAAAAGAAGAGCCACCUGCUGAAGAGAACAAAGAAGAACCACCUGCAGAAGAAACUAAAGAAGAGCCCCCUGCUGAGGAAACUAAAGAAGAGAUACCAGCAGAAGAAACUAAAGAAGAACCACCUGCUGAAGAAACAAAAGAAGAACCACCUGCUGAAGAAAAUAAAGAAGAGCCCCCUGCGGAAGAAACAAAGGAGGAACCUCCUGCUGAAGAAGAACCAAAACCUGAAGAAGAAACAAAACCAGAAGAGGAAGUAAAACCAGAGGAAGAGCCUAAACCAGAAGAGGAGGCUAAACCAGAAGAGGAAGCUAAACCUGAGGAAGAGGCUAAACCUGAAGAAGAAGCUAAACCUGAGGAAGAGGCUAAACCUGAAGAAGAAGCUAAACCUGAAGAGGAAACAAAGCCUGAAGAAGAAACAAAACCUGAAGAAGAAACAAAACCUGAAGAAGAAGCUAAACCUGAGGAAGAGGCUAAACCCGAAGAGGAAACAAAACCUGAAGAAGAAGCUAAACCUGAGGAAGAGGCUAAACCUGAAGAAGAAGCUAAACCAGAAGAAGAAGCUAAACCAGAAGAAGAAGCUAAACCAGAAGAAGAAGCUAAACCUGAAGAGGAAACAAAGCCUGAAGAAGAAACAAAACCUGAAGAAGAAGCUAAACCUGAGGAAGAGUCUAAACCCGAAGAGGAAACAAAACCUGAAGAAGAAGCUAAACCUGAGGAAGAGGCUAAACCUGAAGAAGAAGCUAAACCAGAAGAAGAAGCUAAACCAGAAGAAGAAGCUAAACCAGAAGAAGAAGCUAAACCUGAAGAGGAAACAAAGCCUGAAGAAGAAACAAAACCUGAAGAAGAAGCUAAACCUGAGGAAGAGUCUAAACCCGAAGAGGAAACAAAACCUGAAGAAGAAGCUAAACCUGAGGAAGAGGCUAAACCUGAAGAAGAAGCUAAACCAGAAGAAGAAGCUAAACCAGAAGAAGAAGCUAAACCAGAAGAAGAAGCUAAACCUGAAGAGGAAACAAAGCCUGAAGAAGAAACAAAACCUGAAGAAGAAGCUAAACCUGAGGAAGAGUCUAAACCCGAAGAGGAAACAAAACCUGAAGAAGAAGCUAAACCUGAGGAAGAGGCUAAACCUGAAGAAGAAGCUAAACCAGAAGAAGAAGCUAAACCAGAAGAAGAAGCUAAACCAGAAGAAGAAGCUAAACCUGAAGAGGAAACAAAGCCUGAAGAAGAAACAAAACCUGAAGAAGAAGCUAAACCUGAGGAAGAGUCUAAACCCGAAGAGGAAACAAAACCUGAAGAAGAAGCUAAACCUGAGGAAGAGGCUAAACCUGAGGAAGAAACAAAACCUGAAGAAGAGGAAGCAAAACCUGAAGAGGAGGCUAAACCAGAAGAGGAAACAAAACCAGAAGAGGAAGCAAAGCCUGAAGAAGAAACAAAACCUGAGGAAGAGGCAAAACCUGAAGAAGAAACAAAACCUGAAGAGGAGGAAACAAAACCUGAAGAAGAAGAAACAAAACCCGAGGAAGAGGCAAAACCUGAAGAAGAGGAAACAAAACCUGAAGAAGAAGCAAAACCAGAAGAGGAAGAGAAACCAGAAGAGGAAGCAAAACCUGAAGAAGAGGAAGCAAAGCCUGAAGAAGAAACAAAACCAGAGGAGGAAGCAAAGCCUGAAGAAGAAACAAAACCAGAGGAGGAAGAAAAGCCUGAAGAAGAAACAAAACCAGAGGAGGAAGAAAAGCCCGAAGAAGAAACAAAACCAGAGGAGGAAGCAAAGCCUGAAGAAGAAACAAAACCAGAUGAGGAAGAGAAACCAGAAGAGGAAUCUAAACCUGAAGAAGAAAAAAAAGAUGAAGAGGAGAACUAAGAAGAUUAAUAAAGUGAACCUGCUUCUGAGCCAGAAUAGGAAAGUGAGCCAGAAUAGGAAAGUGAGCCAGCUACAGAAGCUGAAGUUGAAAGUGAGCCAGCUUCGGAUGAUGAAGAAGACAAAGAUUCAGACAAUGAAUAGAAAGCAGAUGAAGAAAAAGAUGAAGAUAAAGAUGAUGCUGCUGAUAAAUCUGAUGAAGAUUAGAAACCUACUGAUGAUGAAAAAGAAAAAGACGAUGAUGAUGAUGAUGAUUUUGCUUAAUUGGCCCUACCUCCAGAAGUUGAAUAAGCAAAACAAGUGGAAAAUGCAUCAGAAGGAGAAAAAGACGCAUCAUUAUAUGGAUAUUAAUUAGGAAUGUGGAUGGUAACCAUAUUCUAUUUGGCUUUAUGAUUUAUAAGCUCAAAAGAAAUUAAAUAUAAUCACUUAGUAAUAAAUAAUAAUAAUAUAUUUUUAUAUUCUUAUCUAUGAGCAAAAAGCCUAACAAACUAGCAGAUAACAAGCUAUAAUUAUCAAGUAGACUAUGAUCAUUUUGAAUAUUUAGAGUAAGAAUAAGAAGCAUAAAAUAAAGCAAAACAAGUUACAGAUAUUGAAAGUGAUGGUUUUAAAGUACUUAAAAUUUUAAAUAAACUAGAAAUAAAUGAGAGAAGAGGUGAGAAUAUUAAAAGUAGAUAUAGAAUCAGAAGAUAAAUUACUUUCAUAUUAUUAAUAAGAAAGAGAGAAAAUUAAUUAUAAUUAGAUUAUUGCUAAAAAGGAGUUAGAUGAUAAAAAAAGUGAUAUUAUAAACAAAGAGAGAGAGAUUUAAGAUUUAAAAGAGAAUCAUUUUAUGCAAUUAAAUCUGUAUAAAUAAAAGUAUAAGUUUAAAUAUUAGUCUAGAAUUAAACAUUUGUUAUUUUAAAACUAAGAUCAAUAGAGUGAUUUAAGAAAAGAUGUUGACGCUACACUAAAAUAAUUGUAGGAGGAACAUAGAAUGAAUGAUAGAGAACUAAAGACUGAUGUAAGAUCACUAAAAGCAUAACAAAAAGAAGCAGAUUUGGCCUAGAAUGAUUAUAUGUUUGCUUUAAAAACAGAAUAUGAUCGAUUGGCUACUAAUUAAGAUAAAAUUUUGAAAGGUAAGCAAAUGAUUUGAAAGAAAAGUAUCAUUUGAGAAUGGAAAAGUUAAGAAGAGAGAUGGAGGAAUUAAGAAAUAAUUUGAUUAAAAUUCUUUAAGAAAAGAAAGACUUAAGAAUAUAAUAAUUAACAAAAGAACACUCAAAAAAGUAAAAAAUUAUUAUUCUGACAUCAUAGCUACAAACUUAGAUAUGAUAAAAAGUUUAAAAAAUGAAAUUACUGAUCAUUAGAAAAAAGAAGAAAAAGACAAAAAGCUUUUGCAAUCUAUAGAAAAUGAAUCCAAAAAUCUAAAUGAACCUCUUAAAGCAAUAAAAGAAGAGAUAAAAUUUUUAAUAAGAGAAAAAGAAGAAUAAGGAAAAAUUGUAUCAUAAAAGGAAUAAUUGAAAUUUAAAAUAGAUGAUCAUGAAAAAAAAUUUAGAGAUUUAGAAUAUGAAUAUGAAGUAAAGUUAUAACAUUAUUAAUUUUUGGAAAGAGAAAAAUUAUCUUUAGAAAAUAAGUUUAAUAAUAGUAUUUAAUAAGUUUAACAAAAAACUGGAUUGCAAGUAAAGUUUAAUAUUAAUUAAAAUAGAAUUUAAUUUUAGAGAAAAAGACUGCUGCUAUUAAUGAUGAACUUGAAAUUAAAGAGAUUUAAUUUAAUUAAGUCUUAUAGGGGGCUAACAUUGAUUAAAACACAAUAAGUAUAUUUUAUUAAUAAAUUAGAAAUCAACACUAAGCAAUAUUAAGAUAUAGAUGUCUAAAAACAGGUUGUUAUUGUUGAAUUAUAAAAUCAGUUUAUAUAAAUAAGAAAAGCACAUUCUCAUAUGGUUAAAGCUUAUGAUGGAAAAUUAGCAGAAUUUGUGAUACCCGUUGAGGAACUAGGAUUUGAUCCUCUUGUACCAACUUUUUCAGAAUGAUUUGAU